Periophthalmus magnuspinnatus is the source of this 4074-nucleotide messenger RNA. It is a transcript of the gene rtn3, whose product is annotated as reticulon 3. Lineage: Eukaryota; Metazoa; Chordata; Actinopteri; Gobiiformes; Gobiidae. The transcript has 10 exons. Gene Ontology annotation, cellular component: neuron projection; postsynaptic density. Gene Ontology annotation, biological process: neuron differentiation; brain development; endoplasmic reticulum tubular network formation. The record is from RefSeq and is a predicted model, not a curated record. Bases 221 to 3373 code for a protein of 1050 amino acids.
CCAGCCGACAUGUUUUCCCCUCCUCCAAAGUGCGCCUUGUUCCCUCCAUCUCCGCGCUCUCUCAGUGCUUGGACAGUACAUGUAGGUGCGGAGCUAAGUCCCGCUCUUGGGGAAAUUUUAGGAAAGUAGGUCGAGUUAAUACGAUCAACGGACAUUUAACGCAAAAAUAAGAUCAAAACAUUUCACCACGUUUGUGCAAUUGGUUUGAAGCUACAAUAAAAUGGACCCGAUGACUCAAUCCGCCCAGAUAUCUUCGUCGCAGGGGUUUGCCGAUGGACACAAUUCCGGUACCAAAGACUCAAAGAUAUCCGAUUCCUUUCUUUCCUCUUCGCCUGUAUCUCUCAUUCAGUCUCCUCAAGACAAAAGGGUUCUUGGGUCUGGCAACAACAGUGAACUACACUUCCCACAAUCAACUUCCUCCUCACCUGGAAAUUUUAGCAGUCAGUCAGAGGACCAACCAGACUCUCCAAUAAAGACUUCACCUGUUUCAGAGCGCAUCAAAGCACUGGAAGCACUUGCUGCAAAGAAAAAGGAGCCUGAUUUUCGAAGUGAUGGUUAUUCACAUUAUAGAGAUCGUCAUACUGACAAACGUUCUUCCAUUGAGAUUCAAAAAGCUGCUUUUGAGAAAAAUGAGAAAACAACUCCUCAGAAAAAAGGCAGCUCCUCGGAUAAAGAAUCCCCAGACUCUCCAUUUGAGGUUCUAGGAGAAUGUAAGCAGCUGAAGGAACUUGAAGAAACUGAAGAGUGGAUGAAGGCUCAUUUACCUCCAAUGCCAGACUUUAAUUCAGAUGAUAUUACAAAAGGCCCUGCUGUUUCAGAAAGUAUUUACUCCACACAAGAAAAAGAAAAUGUCACACCUGAGGCGUCCGCCUCCUUUGCUUGUGUCCCAGAUGCUUUCAUGGACUUUCCUGUUAAAGGUGAAAAUCUUGAAGGUGCCCCUGUUCCUCAGAACCCAUAUGCAGAGGAAGAGUGUGAUUUUGACCUUAGCUUCUUGCCUACAGCCUACAUGUGGAACCAACAAGAAAAGAACAAUGAUGCCCUUGUGGGUUUUGGGUCUAAAUCAGCUUCAGUGUCCUCGCCUGAGCACAGCGAGAAAACCCGAUUGACCUGUAAUCCAGAUCCACCAGAAACAGUUGAAGUGGACAGCUCGGGGGAGUCUGAUGAUACUGUGAUAGAAGAUGGCAUUCCUGUUCAUGCUCAAGCUUCUUCUGAAUUUGAAAGAGAUGCUUGUUCUAAUCUACACAAAGACGACAAGGAGACUUCACCUGCAAAGUCUGAGAGGAAGCUUAUGCAAGUUCCAACUAUCAAUGUUAUUGAGACUGAUGAGCCCAAUUAUAGUGAAGAAGAAAUGGAGUUUGAAUCAGAGGAAGUCGAAGAGCAAAAUGUUAAGGAUCAAGAUAUAAAUGCACCUGGUCCUAAUACCAUCCCUGAGAGCCAGUUUACAGAGGGGUACUCUCCACCCUCCUCACCGGUGGAGUCUGACACAGAGAUCUCUCCUAAACACAAGAAACAAGAACCAUCUCAUGAGGCAGCUGUUCAAGCACCACAAGAGCCCCAAUCACCAGAUGACUUCAGGAUACAAUCCAAGGAAUUUAGCAGUUUGCCAAGUAAUGAUCCUGUUGAAGACUUUUCUGAUCAUGAUGAUGAGUGGGGUGACCAAAAGAUGGAUGUAGCAAAUCCCGUCAAUACAACAGCUGGUCCAGCAUCUUUUACCAAGCCCAAAAUGGAUGAAACAAGUAAAGAUAUUACAGACGCUCCACUUGAAACACACAAUCUCCAGACCAGCUUUCUACAUGAUGACAUUUUUGAGAGGGAAUCCUUUGAUUAUGAUUAUGAUGCACCACCCUCUCCUACAGAUGAUGGCAAUGACAGCGAGCCAGAUGUGGCCACAGAUACACCUUAUACCAACCCUUUCCAUGUCAAUACUGAGAAAAACGGCACUCAAAGUAAUGCUAGGGAUUCGUUUACCCUACAGAAUGACAACACCAACCAGGAUACCUUCUCGAAACGAUAUCCACAAGAUCCGUAUUCUAUAUUCUAUACUGCCCCAAAGAGUACCAGUGAACCAGCUGUUGAUAAUGGAACCCAAAACAUGAAUCUAGAUGACAACUGCAAUAAAAUUAAAGACCAGAAUAGUGAAACACAACAGUCUAAAGAUCUAACAUCAGUGGUAAAGGAGGACCCUUGUAUUGAUGCAAGUACUGAGCCAGCAGACAGUUUUGUGCAGUUUAUGCGAGAGUGUUUAAAGUCCCAAGGUGAUGACCAUUCCACCUCAGACAAGAUGGAUGACCACAUUUCUCAGUCUGUAGCUAUGGACCUUGAACAAGAAAAGCUCACAAUUAGUGCUCUCAAAGAGCUUGGAGGCAGUCAAGAGGGAGAGGUGGAGCCACCACUUCAGUCUGCUAAAUCCAUUACAGUAGAGCCCAGUCUUGUAUCAACUCAGCACAACACACAGUCUCCUUGUUUCUCAAAUACCCAGCCCCUAAGUUCCCCGUCCAACCCUCCCCAUGACGGCACAUACGCCCCAGAGGUAGAAGCCAUCGAUGAAUGGGUGGCAGAAGCCUAUCAUCUUGCUGAGCAUGUCUUGACCGCUAUACUAACCCACUUAUCAGGUAACCUCUUCUUUUCAAACUCUAGUCCUGCUAACCAUAGAAACCCCUGCCCUGACCUAGCCUGUGCUAUAGCUGAGUGUGCUGGAGCAGCUAAGGGCCCGAGGCACCACCCCACCAACACUGAUACAAGGCUUUUCAAAACCCCCUCCUGUCCCACCAGAGAAGGAGUGCUGCUCCAACCAGCCCAAUUGAAGGAUCUGAUUCACUGGCGGGACCCCAAGAAGUCGGGUGUGGUGUUUGGAGUGUCCAUGCUGAUGCUCCUGUCGCUGGCAGCCUUCAGUGUCAUCAGUGUGAUCUCCUACCUCCUCCUGGCUCUGCUCUGCGUCACAAUCACCUUCCGCAUCUACAAGUCUGUGGUCCAGGCCGUGCAGAAGUCCAACGAUGGGCACCCUUUCAAAUCACUUAUAGAAAAGGAUGUCAGCAUCCCCCCUGAGACUUUCCGCAAGCACGUGGACGCCAGUCUGAGCUACAUCAACCGAGCACUGAAGCAGUUGAGCCGCCUCUUCCUCGUUGAGGACCUGGUCGACUCCCUUAAGUUGGCUGUGGUCAUGUGGUUGCUAACCUACGUAGGUGCAGUCUUCAAUGGAAUCACCAUUCUCAUCCUGGCUGAUAUCCUCCUCUUUGCGGUGCCUCCCAUCUAUGAGAAGAACAAGACCCAGAUUGACCAGUACAUCGAUCUGGCACGCACUCAAAUCAACUCGACCAUGGCCAAGUUGCAAGAGAAACUUCCUGGAGCUAUGAAACGCACCAAAAGCGAAUGAUUACCCAUGACCAACCAGAAACCAUUGCAGCACCAUCAUUGUCAUUUACCAUCACCAUGCAUACCUACCCCGGCCCUAGCCCCUCUACCACACCCUGUCCCAGUCUAAUUCUGCUCCUCUGUGCCACCGACCACGACCUGUCCCACUCAACCUCGCUAGCUAGAAAAAUCUAAGCUACUCCAACAUGACUGCGCAGCUUAACCCGAGCGUUAGGUAAAGAACUGUGCCUGGGCGGUCAGAAGUAACCCCCUCCCUACUGUGCUCCAGCAUACCACAGGGGAGCGGGCAGGUGGAGUGAACUAGACUGAAUCCAUGAGCUGGUUUGGUUGUGUACAGUGAGCAGGGGUGGAGGAAGACGGCUUGUCACUCAAAGCAAAUGUCUGUAUUUAAAAAUUACACAUUUCCUUUUAAGGUAGAUGCAUUGGGUAAGCUAGACCAGAAUAAAUUAAUGAAAAAAAUGAAAAUAAAAAUGUAACUGAUGCUAUUGUAACUAGUCUUUUCCUGCUCUUGCUCUGCAGUUAUUGGUUAAUGUCAGAAGCCAGAUUUGGGCUCGCUGUUACGGAUUGGCCUGUUGUUUGAGUUGUUUUCUUUUAUUUUUUUACAGGCGCUUGUGUAUAAGUUUCUGCAAUGCACUGAUGUUUUUCUAAAACCUUUGAGCAGGUUGAAAUAAAAGGACUGGAACACUGAGCCAGCUGUGAUAA